CGGACAACCGCGAGGCACGCCAACGAUCCACCAAGUGACGGCUCUGGAGCAGCCGAAUAGCGAAAUAAACAAUUAAUACCAUUCAUCGAUUUGCAACCGACACCAAUUGUUAUAUGUAAGUGCGCUGCAACGAUUCAACCAUUGCAACCAAAAAUAAAAUACAAGAAACACUUAUGCACUUGUGCUCAGUUUGCUACGCUCGCUGAGUUUCAUGGUAAAAGAGCGCACCAAAAUAGUGUGAUAAAACGCGUGAAAUCGUUGUGAAUAAAAUCGCAAAAAACCAUUUCUCCACCAGUCGCUGCUGCCGGUAGUGUCAACGGUAUUCGUUGUUAUUGCUGCUACACACGAGUGUCAAACAGAAGUGACGAGUUCGAAUACUCAUUUUAUUUAGUCAACGAUUUUUCACAAUUUAGUGGUGUAUAUUAGGCCCAGCCGCCUGAUGCAGCGCUCAGUCAAUUCCGCAAAGUCCAACGGGUAACAACGAAGUGCACACCAACUCACUUACCAAACUGUGGCCACCGCUGUCUUCGCUUUCGCUUAAAUGAACAGGCAACGCGUCGCUGAAACGUAGGAAAAAGAAAAUCACAUAAAAACACUGCCAAUGUUAGCAAGUAGCGGGUGUACAAUAUAAAAUAUUUAUACAUUUUCACAAAAUUCUAUACAAAGUAGUUAUACAAAUACGACAGCCAGUCAUUACAAAUACAAGGACAUUAUACAAUUUUUGAAGUGCGCAGUGCUAUUUAUGAAAAUUAUUUAAUUUUAAAAAUUAAAAAAAAAUAUAUAUUAACAAUAUUGUAAAGCGCCAGCAUUUUUGCGCAUUAAACGUGCCGUUGUGAAGGUAGUCACUGCCAAAGCAAAUAUAAUAAAUUUAAGCAAAAUUCAUUUUACGUGCAAAACCAAAUCCAAAGUCAAAUAUAAACACGUGAAAACUUAAGCCCACAAGCAGGUAUUACAAAUUAUAACGGCGUACUUAUGUGAUAACAUUUUUUAGGAUUACAAAAGUAAACAGUGCUUUUUAUUGAAGCUGUUAAUUAAUAAAGCCAGUGGAGCCUAUCAACCUCGCGCAUGCAGACAUUGCGAAUAAUUAUAAAUUAUAUAUAAUUUUAAAUCCAGUUGUGUGAAACAGUUAAAUAAAAGCGCUUUAAGGUCAUUAGUUACACCAGUCCAGUUAUAUAAAAGUGUUAAGCAAGGCAGCGUACUCACCAAAGACUCGUACAAUAUGGAGAUGCGUUCGAAACUGGGCAGCUUUGAGCUGAAAGAUUGCAGUGCCGAAAGCGCCGCUGAGCGUUUACUUUCAAUUAUACAUACAGAGCCCGUUAAGGUAAAUCGUAAACAUGGGGCCAUUUCAUUUUCAGAAGCUUUAUCACUUACCGGUUUCGGUAAAUUCAAUUACUUCCUCAUCUUCACCUCUGGCAUGGUUUUGGCCAAUGUGUUAUUGGAGACGGCAGCUAUGGGUUUUAUUUUGCCAAUUGCACAAUGUGACUUAAAUCUAACGAAUCAGGAUAAGGGCGUCUUGAGUGCCAUUAGUUUCGCUGGUAUCAUAACAAGUUCGCAUCUGUGGGGCUUUUUGGCCGACACAAAGGGACGCAGACGCGUUAUUAGGCCGACAUUGUUGGCUGGCUUUAUUGUCACACUAUUCUCGAGUUUUUCGCACACAUUUUGGGUGAUGGUGUUGCUGCGGUUCAUCAAUGGUUUUUUCGUUUCUGGCGGUUCGGCUACAAUUUAUGCCUACCUCGGCGAGUUCCACACAGAUAAGACACGCUCGCGCGCGAUGAUGGGCUCCUCAUUUAUCUUUGCGAUCGGCGCGAUGAUCUUGCCAAUGAUUGCCUUCCUUGUCAUCAAUCAAGACUGGGUCUUGCCCUUGCCUUUCUUGGGCAUUGAUUAUAAGCCUUGGCGUUUCUUUUUAAUCGUUUGCGGCAUACCCGGCAUGCUUUGUGGUCUAUGCAUGUUCGCUUUGCCCGAAAGUCCGAAAUUCCUCUUGGCCCACGGCAGAGAGGCGAAAGCCAUUGAGGUCUUGCAAAAGAUGCAACGUUGGAACGGUGGCACUCAGGAUCUAAAAUUAAAACACAUCCUACCGGAGGAGGAGACACCCGGCUCUAUGAUGCAGCUGAACAAUCAAUCGGCUUCGAAGGAGAAUUUUGCCACCGCCUUUCUGAAGAGCAUGUGGAACCAAACGGUGCCAUUAUUCCACAAACAAUACAUACGCAUCACAUUGAUCGUUUGCAAUAUGCAAUUCUGGUUGUAUGUGGUGACCAACGGCAUGUACAUGUGGUUCCCGCACAUCAUCAACUCCAUGGUCGAGUUCAUGAAUGGCCAUCCAGGCGAGCACAAACAGAUCUGUCAAAUUGUCUACGACAAACAUGAGAGCUUAUAUAAGUCUGAUGGUGUAAGUACAAAUAUCUGGAAAUGAAAACCAAAUUCACAAUCGCCAACAUCUAAUUGCAACUCUUCAUCCUUUCAGACAAUGGAAUGCGUUGCUAAAUUGGAGAACACAACAUAUUUUUACUCAUUAAUCAUGGAGAUCUUGUACGCUUCCUCGUUUGCCUUUAUUGGCUUGGUAAUCAACCGAGUCGGCAAGAUAACCAUACUUUUUGUUUCAACUAUUUUCUUCACCUCUUGUGGCCUUGCUGCAGUGUUUGUGGUCGAUCCAUCGAUUGCGGCGUAUCUGUAUGUGCUCUUCUUUUUGGUAGGCGUGGCAAUAAAUGUUUUGGGCGCUGCCACAGUUGAGCUUUAUCCCACACAAAUGCGUGCCAUGGCGAUAUGCGUCUCGCUGAUGUUCGGUCGCUUGGGCAGUGUUGUGGGCGCUAAUAUUGUGGGUGCGAUACUGGCUAAAAACUGCGAACUGACUUUCUACACCGCUUGUAUUGCCUUGUAUGUCUGCGCCUUCCUGGCUCUACUGAUACCGCGCAGAACUUUGGCGCCCCCCGCCAAGCCCGUUUUGGAUGAGCGACCCGAUUUGGUGCGAAAAUACUGUGAAACAAGAAUACAAAGUAUAUCUACGCAAGAUGCCGCCGCGGUUAACAAAUUUCGGGGCCCGAAUGCCUACACUUUCACCGACUGCUUGACAUUAACAAACAUUGGCAAAUUUAAUUACUUUUUAAUAUUCAUCUCCGGCAUGGUGAUGGCCACGCUUUUGCUGGAAACCUCCUCAAUGGGAUUUAUUCUACCAAUUGCACAAUGUGAUCUGCAAUUAACAAAUGUGGAUAAGGGUGUUCUUAGCGCCAUAAGUUUUCUAGGCAUAAUAACGAGUUCGCAUUUGUGGGGGUUUUUGGCAGAUACGAAGGGUCGUCGCAAAGUAAUGAGACCCACGCUGUUGGCCACAUUUACGAUUACAAUACUCUCAAGUUUCGCAAUCAAUUAUUGGGUUAUGGUUUUACUGCGUUUCUUUAAUGGAUUUUUUUUGGCUAGCACUGCAACAAUUUACGCCUAUCUUGGUGAAUUCCAUACAGAUAAAACACGCUCACGAGCUAUUAUGGGAUCAGCAUUCAUAUUCGCACUUGGCGCAAUGAUUUUACCAAUGAUCGCUUUUCUAGUCAUUAAUCGAGAUUGGGUGCUGCCUUUGUCAUUUCUGGGCAUAGAUUACAAGCCUUGGCGUCUAUUUAUAAUCGUAUGUGGCAUUCCAGGAUUUCUUUGUGGAUUGUCACUCUUUGUAUUACCCGAAAGUCCAAAAUUUCUGCUUGCCAUUGGAGAGGAGAGCAAAGCAAUUGAAGUAUUGCAAAAAAUGCACCGCUGGAAUGGUGGAAAGGAAGAGCUCAUUAUUACACAUAUUUUGCCCGAGGAUGACGCUGCAGUCUCCACAUUGAAAUUUAACAAAAACUUCGAUUCGAAUUCGAAUUUCGCACUUGUAUUUUUGCAAACGAUGUGGAACCAAACGGCGCCACUGUUCCAACGCAAGUAUUUACGAAUCACAAUGAUCAUUUGCCUUAUACAAUUUUGGUUGCUUGUCGUCACCAAUGGCCUGUAUAUGUGGUUCCCGCAUAUUAUGAAUAGUGUGGCCGCGUUCAUGCAGGAACACCCAGGCGAGCACAAACAAAUUUGUGAGAUUGUCUAUGACCAUCAAGAAGGCUUAUACAAUACUGAUGGAACCAUCGCCUGCAUCGACAAGCUGGAGGACUCUACAUAUUAUUAUUCUUUCAUCAUGGAAAUAUUGUAUGCCAGCUCAUUCGCAUUCAUUGGCUUUGUCAUAAAUCGUGUGGGGAAACUAUUAAUUCUUUUUAUUACCUUAAUAUUCUUCACAACCUGUGGCUUAGUAUCGGUCUUCAUAGUCGAUCCAGCUGUAGCCGCCUACCUCUAUGUGCUUUUUUUCUUGGUGGGCGUGGCUAUAUAUGUGCUAAGUGCAGUUACAGUCGACUUAUAUCCCACACACCUGCGCGCCAUGGCGGGUUGUAUUUCGCUCAUGGUGGGUCGUUUGGGCAGUGUAGUCGGCGCUAAUAUUGCCGGCGUCCUGAUGAGUCAUUACUGUGAAUGGAACUUCUACAUUUGCUGCGGUGCUAUGUAUGUCUGCGCCUUUCUCGCACUCCUGCUGCCACGUAAGAGUCCCGAUGCGGCGGUCAAAAGUGAAGCGUGAUCGUUUGUUCAUAAUUCCUUAGUUCUUAGCGUGAUUUUAGUUAUUUCCGUUAAUGUAUCUCGUAAAGAAUUUAGUACAAGUUUACGUGCAUAGAUUUAAACGCAUAUAUAUAUAUAUAUAUAUAUAUAUAUAUAUAUAUAUAUGUAUUAUUUAUUUCAUAGCUUAGUAACUUAAGUCAAGUAAAACGAUUAGCCCCGUAACCAUUUAACUAGAGUUUUGUAAACUCUCACAAUAGUGAUAUUAAAAAUUUAUUAGAAUAUAAGUUAAGUGAUGUAUAGAUUUUUAAAAAUAGACUUAGGUUUUUAUAAAAAUAUGGAUUUUUUAUAUGCGAUUAUAUGGUUUUCUAGGAAAGGAAAUAAAAAUUAAAAUAAAUUUGAAAAUAUUUGUGCCCAAAACUAA
This is a messenger RNA of Bactrocera neohumeralis, 4966 nucleotides long. Its product is annotated as synaptic vesicle glycoprotein 2A-like. NCBI's taxonomy places the organism in Eukaryota, Metazoa, Arthropoda, Insecta, Diptera, Tephritidae. The record is from RefSeq and is a predicted model, not a curated record. Gene Ontology annotation, molecular function: transmembrane transporter activity. The transcript is spliced from 15 exons. Gene Ontology annotation, biological process: transmembrane transport.